Glarea lozoyensis ATCC 20868 is the source of this 834-nucleotide messenger RNA. RefSeq names its product POZ. Bases 1 to 834 code for a protein of 277 amino acids. The transcript has 4 exons. Lineage: Eukaryota; Fungi; Ascomycota; Leotiomycetes; Helotiales; Helotiaceae. Gene Ontology annotation, molecular function: protein binding. The record is from RefSeq and is a predicted model, not a curated record.
AUGUUCAGCAGAAAUGUCAACAAGUCACAAACCGAGAGCUUUUCACGAAAGCGCAGAGAAGCAAAAGGAAAGUCAUCAUUUCGUGAUCACGCAGUUUCCAAAAGCCGACAUGAGAGAUCUGCUGUUCGUAGGCCACCUGGAGAAGGUACCUCUACCCUCGAAAAUACACUCACAGCCUCCAUAAUCACACUCGUUGUCGGUCGUGAACAACGCUUAUUUGCAGCUCACGAAGAUGUGCUCUGUCAUUCACCAUUCUUCCAGGCAGCAUGCCGUGGGCAAUUCUUAGAAGCAACAAACAAGCGAGUCACUCUUCCUGACGAAGAACCUGAGAUCUUCUCCUCGGUCCUCGAAUACUUAUACAAGGGCGACUACUAUCCUCGACUUAUGCAUAAUAAGCGCAAGAACACAUGGGAGCUAGAGACUGCUGAGGGUGGAUGCAGCGUUGAGAGCACUGUCUAUCAUCACGGUGUUGAUGGCGAGUUGCUUAAGGAUACGGUCAUCUAUUGCACAGCGGAGAAAUAUGGCUUGGAGGAAUUGAAGCGUGUUGCUUUGAAAAAGCAAGGUCUUCAAUCUGGCAUUCAAUGCAGCACAAUUCUAUCAUCCGCCCGAUAUGCCUACGCUAAUACACCCGAUAAUGAUUCGAAACUUCGAGCACACUAUCUUGCUCUCAUCAUCCGCAGUCGAGGAACCUUCAAAAGAAGUGGGACAAUGCAAAUGGAAAUGCAACAAGGUGGCAGCCAGCUGUUCUUCGAUUUGUUCGUGGCCUUGUGUAACCAUGUUGACGACGUCUCGAGUGUUGCUGGCUCACCUCGAAGCGUCCGAACGCAUCAUUAG